Messenger RNA from Vitis vinifera (wine grape), 360 nucleotides. RefSeq lists its product as uncharacterized. The transcript is spliced from 2 exons. NCBI's taxonomy places the organism in Eukaryota, Viridiplantae, Streptophyta, Magnoliopsida, Vitales, Vitaceae. The record is from RefSeq and is a predicted model, not a curated record. Bases 1 to 360 code for a protein of 119 amino acids.
AUGACUAUUUUUGAUGGGUCAAAUUUUUCUGAAUGGUAUGAAAGGGUUCAAUUCUCACUGGGUGUAUUGGAUCUUGACUUGGCUUUAAUAUCUGAUAAACCUCCUGAAGCUACGGAUGACAGUACUCCGGAGCAGGUGGAACAAUCAAAAGCCUGGUCAAAAUCAAACAGACUCAGUCUGAUGUUUAUGAGAAUGACUAUUGCCAAUAAUAUCAAGACCUCUCUCCCUCAAACCGAGUUUGCCUCGGAAUUUCUGAAAUCUGUUAAGGAGCGCUUCAAACGCGCUGAUAAGUCCCUUGCAGGCACAUUGAUGGCUGAAUUGACCACCAUGAAAUAUGAUGGUCAGAAAGUUUGUCCUUAA